UCCUGGAAAUUAUGUGCAUUCAGAUUUAAAUACAUAAAUUCCACUCCUCUUAAAUAGGUUCUUAUGGUAUUUUCUGUUUUGUGGUGGUAAUGUAAAGAUUUAAGGUGUUUUAUGAAUCUUUAUUUAAAAUACAGUUGGGAGCGUCAUGGAAAAGUUGAGGAAGGAAGCACCACCAGUAGCUGUUUUGGAUUCUUGAUGACAGAGUGAGCAAAGAAAAAAAAGUCACUCCUGAUUUGCCUCCUGACUUUGAGAGAGCAGACUAGCUUUAUUUGAGGGACAAAGCUGCAGCCCUGAAAGAUGGAAAUGCUGGUGAGAGCAGCCGUGCUUGUAAGCCUGCUUCUGUUCUGCAACGCUCUCCUGGACCUGAUGGGCCCCAAUGAGAUGGAAGGCGUAUGGAAGGGGUCUGCUGUCCUGCCAUGCACCUAUGUGCCUGGGGAGGACUUUGUGCAGCACACCCUCACGUGGUCUGUAGUGCAUGACCAGAGUUCUGGUACUGUCUUCCGGAGGGAUGCCUCUGGGGAUCAUGUUCUCCUGUCUGAGUACAGAAACAGGGUUGAAGUCCCAAAGAACCUGCCGGGAAAUGUGUCUCUCCACAUCCUGAAACUGGAAAUCUCUGACAGGGGAACCUACACUUGCCAUGUCACCUGGACAGCCAGCAACAACAGUCUGAUAGCAAAAGAGAUCAGCACUAAAGUUGAGGUUGUCAAAGUGCCAGCAACCAAGCCCAUCAUCAGGGCCGGCGCGCUGGGGCUGACGGUGCCAGUGGGAGCCAGGACCAGCCUGACCUGCGUGGCCCACGGCUCCCCACCCAUCAGCUACCGCUGGUUCCGGGCAGUGCCAGGGGGGACAGCCCUGCCGCUGAGCAGCCAGGCCGAGCUGACGUGGGACAGCCUGCGGCCUUCCGACGCGGGGACAUACUACUGCGAGGCAGAGAACAGAGUCGGGGCAGGGGUGGUGCAGCGGAGCGAUGCCGUGGAGCUGGUGGUGAGAGGGUCCCCAGUCACACAGCCACCCACGCCUGGGACCAGCCGGCACACAGGACCCCCACUCCCCUCAGAAGGCAGCGAAGCUCCCCAUGCGCUGGGAGAUCUGUCCACAGCAACGCUGUCCGCCAGGAAUGAUGUCGUUUCAGAGAGGGCUCCCGCUGCCACAGAUCCUCCCUCUCAGAGUGACAGUGGGAACCUCAGGAGACGUACAGCCCAACCACAGGUUAGGGGGCAGCAGUUACAGCUGACAGCAAGGACAGUGUCAGAUUUGCCCGUAACAGCAGUGAAUACUGAGAAAGGUGUGGGUUAUACGGGAAAGAAUUACACAACUCAGAGUCUCCAGAAGACUCACCUGUCUCUGUACAUGGUCAUCCUGAUUGCUGUGUUGUGUAGCGCUGUGGUUUUCCUCGUCAUUUUCACUAUUGUUUGCAUUAGAAAGCCCAAAGAAGCUCAAGUCUAUGAAGUAGAACACUCUAACUCAAUGAAAGCAGGGGCUUCUUCAAGGUAUGAUAGUGUGGCUCAUUAUGAGGAACCACUCUCCUCUACUGAAAACAACUAUGUGAUGGAACCCAUGAAAAAUGAAAGAAAUAAAGAAAAUGAAUAUAAGAAUGUUGGAAACACCCAAGAAUCUGAAUAUGAAGUAGGGGAUUCUAAAUGAGAACCAACUGUUUUCUACAUGUAGUAAUCCUGAAGAGUACCUUAAUCUAGACACAAUCUUUGCACAAGCUGGUUUUACUCCUUUAUGAAUAAUUGGAGCCUUAAUAAAUAAAUAAAUAAAUAAAUCUCUGUAGUUAAAA
Anas platyrhynchos (mallard) is the source of this 1783-nucleotide messenger RNA. NCBI's taxonomy places the organism in Eukaryota, Metazoa, Chordata, Aves, Anseriformes, Anatidae. The record is from RefSeq and is a predicted model, not a curated record.